This is a messenger RNA of Bubalus bubalis (water buffalo), 2036 nucleotides long. RefSeq names its product UBX domain protein 2B (gene UBXN2B). Gene Ontology annotation, biological process: autophagosome assembly; nuclear membrane reassembly; proteasome-mediated ubiquitin-dependent protein catabolic process. NCBI's taxonomy places the organism in Eukaryota, Metazoa, Chordata, Mammalia, Artiodactyla, Bovidae. Gene Ontology annotation, cellular component: nucleus; cytosol. Gene Ontology annotation, molecular function: ubiquitin binding. The record is from RefSeq and is a predicted model, not a curated record. Bases 556 to 1524 code for a protein of 322 amino acids. The transcript has 8 exons.
GAGCCACCUGGGAAACCCCAAACGCCUAUAGGGACUAUAAUUAAACAUGAAUGUCCCUCCAUCUACAAGGCUUAGUAGAAAAGGUCUACUUUUGUAUUAUAAUUCUUUAUUGUCACACCUUCAUUCUGUUUCUUUAAACGAAUGUAUAUUGACCACCUGCCCUGUAACGUACUACAAAGCUCUGGGAAUGCAGAGAUAAAUAGUACAUCAAAUCCACAGUUGGUGCUGGGGCACUGUGGAAGGGCCUAGAAGUGUGAAAGGCAUUUCUACCCAUUGUUUGCCUAAAUAAGAUACACAUGUAUUUAACAUAACAUUUUUAAGAUGGAGGAUGAUUGAGUGCCAAGAUAAGCAGUGCAUACAGUGAUGAAUUUGGAGAAUGGAGUGAUCAGUGUCAGCUUAGGAAACGAACUCAAUGUAUUGAUAAAACAUUUGCAGUAUUUAUGACUCAAUUUAGUAGUGGUAAACAGAAUCCAGGAGUAGGAGGGUUUCAUCUGCCUCAUCUUGUCUAUUGAAGGCCAGCAUCACUAAGACGCAGCAUGUGCCCUUGGGGGGAAAAUGGUGUUUCUAGUCAGAACAGCUUCAGCUUGCUUCUUGACCUUGCUGCUUAGUAGUUACUUGGCCUUGGCAGAAUUAUAUGAAGAUGAAGUGAAAUGCAAAGCUUCCAAAUCUGAUAGACCUAAAGCUACAGCCUUUAAAAGCCCACAGACAGCACCUCAAAGGUUCUAUUCAAGUGAGCAUGAAUGCAGUGGAUUACAUAUAGUUCAACCUUCAACUGGGAAAAUUGUGAAUGAACUUUUCAGAGAGGCGAGGCAGCAUGGAGCCGUCCCUCUGAAUGAAGCCACAAGAGCUUCGGGUGAUGACAAAUCUAAGUCUUUUACAGGUGGAGGAUACAGAUUAGGUAAUUCCUUUUGUAAGCAGUCUGAAUACAUCUAUGGAGAAAAUCAGUUGCAAGAUGUUCAAAUUUUGCUUAAACUGUGGAGCAAUGGUUUCAGCUUGGAUGAUGGAGAAUUGAGACCUUACAAUGACCCAACAAAUGCCCAGUUUCUGGAGUCUGUUAAGAGAGGAGAAAUUCCCCUGGAGCUUCAGCGACUGGUUCAUGGAGGACACUUAAAUUUGGACAUGGAGGACCAUCAGGAUCAAGAAUACGUAAAGCCUAGGUUGAGGUUCAAGGCUUUUAGUGGAGAAGGACAGAAACUUGGAAGCCUCACACCUGAAAUAGUCAGUACACCUUCCUCCCCAGAAGAGGAGAAGUCACUAUUCAAUGCAGUGGUUCUUAUUGACGAUUCCAUGCCAACCACCAAAAUCCAGAUCAGGUUAGCAGACGGGAGCCGUUUGAUACAGAGAUUCAACAGUACUCACAGGAUCCUGGAUGUCCGGGACUUUAUUGUUCAGUCUCGUCCUGAAUUUGCAACUCUUGACUUUAUUCUCGUGACUUCGUUUCCAAACAAAGUGCUAACAGAUGAAAGCCUGACACUACAAGAAGCAGAUAUUCUUAACACUGUGAUACUGCAACAGCUAAAAUGAUACUGUCCUACCUAUGCAGUAGCAUGUAGGAAUGGUAAUGUGCCAUACUAGUGAGGAAAAUACUUAAGAGCGUAAAAAAUUAUUUUUAUUAUUUAUACAGAUAAAUUUUGGUUUAAUUCUUCAAUCUUCCAGCUUUAGGAUAGACAAAUUUGGACUAGAAACAGAUCUUAAGGUAACAUAUGUUCGAAGUUUUAGCCGAAAGGGCUGGCUUCCAUUGAUAGCUUUUAAAUAUUCAGGCAAACCAAUUUGAUACAUGCACAGAGUUAAUGUAACAGCACUUGUUUGCAGAGAAAAUGAACAAAAUGCCAUUUUUGACAAAUACAUUUGGUAAAAUUUGCACUAAAGUUUCUUGAUGCUGCAUUGAUCAGCAGCCAUUAAGAAAUCUUCUGAUCAAACACUUUGAAAUUUUUUCUGUAAUGUGUACUGGGAAUGGUGUCUGUAUUCUGAUAUUUAAAUACUUGGAUUGUAUAAUAGUUAUUUCUCCUAUUAAGAUAAAUAAUUCCUUUCUACUU